AUGCCUGUAACGAUGGAUUACUUAUACAUGCUCCCCGCAAGGAUUCCAGCAAUCAACAUGACUCUGUCAAGCGAAGUAGCCAUGCCUCGGCUCGCCUCGCUACAGCUGGCGAUGCUCACCGGAUCGACAGGCAGAAGCCACUCGGAAGUGUGCCUGGUAACACUGGAGUGGUGGUGGCGGCCGGGUGCAGUCGAGCCCGCAUCCCGAUUCUGUCAUUAUACUGCUCAUGAAACAAAGGGAAACACAUCGCCACCUGUCGAGUGGGUGCCCGCUAGACGGACCCCCUGCGCGGUGCUGGCUACGGGGACAGGCCGCGAUCGCCGACGCACCCGAUGCACGGCCAGGUGUAGAUCGGACUCUUGCGUGCGGCUGGGCCGCAGUGGAGGAGGCCAGAGGCAGGCAUGA
Messenger RNA from Chaetomium globosum CBS 148.51, 405 nucleotides. RefSeq lists its product as uncharacterized. Bases 1 to 405 code for a protein of 134 amino acids. Lineage: Eukaryota; Fungi; Ascomycota; Sordariomycetes; Sordariales; Chaetomiaceae. The transcript is spliced from 3 exons. The record is from RefSeq and is a predicted model, not a curated record.